Messenger RNA from Zalophus californianus (California sea lion), 2450 nucleotides. It is a transcript of the gene TULP1, whose product is annotated as TUB like protein 1. Bases 89 to 1729 code for a protein of 546 amino acids. The record is from RefSeq and is a predicted model, not a curated record. Gene Ontology annotation, biological process: protein localization to cilium. Lineage: Eukaryota; Metazoa; Chordata; Mammalia; Carnivora; Otariidae. Gene Ontology annotation, molecular function: actin filament binding. The transcript has 15 exons. Gene Ontology annotation, cellular component: cilium.
AGUUGAGCCUGGAUUAGCCGGGGAGGGCAGGGAGACUCCUAGAGCUGCAGGGUGGCCAGAGAAGGGGGUGCGGAUAGGCGAAUGCACCAUGCCGCUGCAGGACGACACCCUCCGAGAGGUGUGGGCCUCGGACAGCGGACAUGAAGAGGAAGGCCAGAGCCCCGAGGUCCAGCAGCGCCCCAAGCAGCGACCCGCCAAGGGGCACAAGUUGAAGAAGAAGACGGAGGCUCCCGAGUCCCCGGGCCCUAAGGGAUCCAAGCCCCGGAGACCUGGCGCCGGGCGGAGGGGGAAGCCGCGGGAGGAGCCGGCUUCGAAGCCGCCGGAGGCCCGGCCGCCGCACACGGUCUACGCCAAGUUCCUCAGGGACCCUGAGGCCAAGCGCGACCCGCGGGAAACCUUCCUGGUAGCGCGAGCCCCGGACGCAGUGGACGAGGAUGAAGAGGAAUCCAAGGAGGACCACGAAGAGGAAGAAGAGGCAGAGGCAAACAAAGAGAAAAUCCCUCUGCCACCCAAGAAGGUUCCUAAAGAGAAGACUUCUGCCGGGGUCAAGGAGAGGAAGGCUAAGGCCCAGGUUCAGAAGGGGGACUCGGGAAGCCCUGUCGCCCCAGCCAAACCUCUGCGCAUUAAGAAGAAGGAGGCGCCAGCAGGGGAGGGGCCCAAGAUGAGAAAGACGAAGAAGGAAGGGUCUGGGGAGGCUGACAAGGACCCCUCAGGGAGCCCGGCCAGGGUGAGAAAGAAGACUCCAGCGGCCAUGUUUCUGGUUGGGGAAGAAGCGCCAGCUGAGAAAACUCCGAAGAAGAAAGGCACUUCCAAAGGCCCAGAAGAGCAGAGGAAGGAGGACCAGGAGGAGGAGGAAGUGGCAGCCGUGGGGACGAAGAACAGCAACCAGAAGGGCAAAGCGAAAGGAAAAGGCAAAAAGAAAGCGAAGGAGGAGAGAGCCCCAUCCCCACCCAUAGAAGUGGAUGAACCCCAGGAGUUUGUGCUCCGGCCUGCCCCUCAGCACCGGACAGUGCGCUGCAGGCUGACCCGGGACAAGAAAGGCAUGGAUCGGGGCUUGUAUCCCUCCUACUUCCUGCACCUGGACACAGAGAAGAAGGUGUUCCUCCUGGCCGGCAGGAAGCGGAAACGUAGCAAGACGGCCAAUUACCUCAUCUCCAGCGACCCCACCAAUCUGUCCCGAGGAGGGGAGAAUUUCAUUGGGAAGCUGAGGUCCAAUCUCCUGGGCAACCGCUUUACCGUCUUUGACAACGGGCAGAACCCGCACCGUGGAGGAGGCAGCACUAACGUGGGGAGCCUUCGGCAGGAACUGGCAGCUGUGAUCUAUGAAACCAACGUGCUGGGCUUCCGGGGUCCCCGGCGCAUGACGGUCAUCAUUCCUGGCAUGAAUAUGGACAACGAGAGGGUCCCCAUCCGGCCGCGAAAUGCCAGCGAUGGGUUGCUGGUGCGCUGGCAGAACAAAACACUGGAGAGCCUCAUCGAGCUGCACAACAAGCCACCUGUUUGGAACGAAGACAGCGGCUCCUACACCCUCAACUUCCAAGGUCGAGUCACACAAGCUUCAGUCAAGAACUUCCAAAUAGUCCACGCCGAUGACCCCGACUACAUCGUACUGCAGUUCGGGCGCGUGGCCGAGGACGCCUUCACCCUAGAUUACCGGUACCCGCUGUGCGCCCUGCAGGCCUUCGCCAUCGCCCUCUCCAGUUUCGACGGGAAGCUGGCCUGCGAGUGACCCCAGCAGCCCCCGGCGCCCGCCAAGGGUGGGGGAAAGGAUUCAGUGGAGGCUUGCAGGGUCCAUUCGCCAAAGCCCCCACUGAAGACUCCUCUCUUGUCCGGGGCUGACCCCUCACUGUCUCCGAGUGACCUCCAUCCACUCCCCAGCCCCGCACAGGCCGAGGCAGGGGAGGAGCUCAGACUGCGGUCCCACAGAGAUGAAGAACAUCUGGAGUCGGCAGCCGCACAUCUGGUCGCGGAGCUAGCCUGAGCCGCUUCACCAACCGCCCCCCUUCCCCGCCCCGCGCCCCAGUCACUUCCUGUCCAGGAGCAGUAGUCAGUGUUGUUUUAACCCCCUCCGGGAUCGAGGAGUGGGGCGGGCUCGGAAGAGGGGGUAGGUGAUGCGGGAGGAAGACCCCAAUAAAGCCGCGUCCCAGACCCGGCAAGCAGUGGUUCUUCAGCGCGUGCCGAGAACGAGGCGGCGGGAGGGGUCCGGAGCGCGGGAGAGGUCCGGAGGGCGGGCUGGAGGCCUGCCUCCCCAACCCCCAACCCCGCUCCCGCCCAGGCCCGGGGCGCUCCCGCCGUCCCCUCCCCCGCGCCCAGCGCGGGUCCUACCGAAACUCGGCGGGCUCGUGGUGUCGAGACGCCCCCCGCGGGGGCCCCGGGCCGAGAGGGAGGGCCCCGGAGGUCCGGGAAGAGGGGAAAGGGAGAAAUUCGAGAAACAAGCCUCUCGGGGAGAA